GUUUACGGAGACUCGGAACUGGAUAAAGGGACCAGGCUACAUUGGGAAAGAAGUGGGAAGAAAUGGGGUACAGCGAGGAGGAGGGCUAAAUGUGAACAAUAAUGUCUUGGAAGAGAAAUUAUUUUUCAGGGGGUUGUGGUAGUGUACAAGGGAUGUUUGCACCUCGAAGCUCAACCUCCAUAGCCCCUAGCAAAGGCCUCAGCAAUGAGCCAGGGCAAAACAGCUGCUUCCUCAACAGUGCCCUGCAGGUUUUGUGGCACUUGGAUAUCUUCCGACGUAGCUUUAGGCAGCUUACAACUCACAAGUGCAUGGGAGAUUCCUGCAUCUUUUGUGCUCUCAAGGGAAUCUUUAACCAGUUUCAGUGUAGUAGUGAAAAAGUGCUUCCAUCUGACACUCUCCGCAGUGCUCUGGCAAAGACUUUCCAGGAUGAACAACGUUUCCAGCUGGGAAUUAUGGAUGAUGCUGCAGAGUGCUUUGAAAACCUCCUGAUGAGAAUUCACUUCCACAUUGCUGAUGAAACCAAAGAGGAUAUAUGUACUGCCCAACACUGCAUUUCCCAUCAGAAAUUUGCAAUGACAUUGUUUGAGCAGUGUGUUUGUACUAGCUGUGGUGCCACUUCUGAUCCGCUGCCUUUCAUCCAGAUGGUACAUUAUAUCUCCACCACUUCCCUUUGCAAUCAGGCUAUUUGUAUGCUGGAAAGACGAGAGAAACCUUCACCAAGCAUGUUUGGUGAGCUGCUGCAGAAUGCCAGCACCAUGGGGGAUCUGCGGAACUGUCCAAGCAACUGUGGAGAGAGGAUCAGGAUUCGCCGUGUGUUGAUGAAUGCUCCACAGAUUAUCACAAUUGGGCUGGUAUGGGACUCAGACCACUCAGACCUAGCAGAAGAUGUUAUCCACAGCCUGGGAACCUGCCUUAAGCUGGGUGAUCUGUUUUUCAGAGUGACAGAUGACCGGGCCAAGCAAUCUGAACUGUACUUAGUAGGAAUGAUCUGUUACUAUGGCAAACAUUAUUCUACAUUCUUUUUUCAAACAAAGAUUCGCAAAUGGAUGUAUUUUGAUGAUGCUCAUGUUAAGGAGAUUGGGCCCAAAUGGAAGGAUGUGGUGACCAAAUGCAUCAAGGGGCAUUAUCAGCCCCUGCUGCUGCUUUAUGCAGAUCCCCAGGGUACCCCAGUAUCCACCCAGGACCUGCCUCCCCAAGCUGAGUUCCAUUCAUACAGCAGGACAUGCUACGACAGUGAAGAUUCAGGGAGGGAGCCCUCCAUCUCAAGUGACACUCGAACAGAUUCCUCAACGGAGAGCUAUCCCUACAAACAUUCCCACCAUGAGUCUGUGGUCAGUCACUUCUCUUCUGAUUCUCAGGGGACAGUCAUCUAUAAUGUGGAGAAUGAUUCCAUGUCUCAGAGCAGUCGGGACACAGGACACCUGACUGAUAGUGAAUGUAAUCAGAAACACACAUCCAAGAAAGGGUCACUGAUAGAGCGCAAGAGGAGCUCUGGUCGGGUUAGGAAGAAAGGCGACGAGCCCCAGGCCUCAGGAUACCACAGUGAAGGAGAAACACUGAAAGAGAAGCAGGCUCCUAGAAAUGCCUCCAAACCAUCCAGCAGCACCAACAGGCUGAGGGAUUUUAAAGAGACAGUCAGCAAUAUGAUCCAUAACAGACCAUCCCUGGCUUCUCAGACCAAUGUAGGCUCCCACUGUGGGGGCAGGGGAGGAGACCAGCCUGACAAAAAACCUCCUAAGACCCUACCUUUACACUCUCGUGACUGGGAAAUAGAGAGUACCAGCAGUGAGUCAAAAUCCAGUUCUUCCAGCAAGUAUCGUCCAACAUGGAGACCAAAACGAGAAUCUCUGAAUAUUGACAGUAUCUUUAGUAAGGACAAAAGGAAGCACUGUGGCUAUACCCAGCUUAGCCCCUUUUCUGAGGAUUCAGCUAAAGAAUUUAUACCAGAUGAACCAAGCAAACCACCUUCUUAUGACAUUAAAUUUGGUGGACCAAGCCCCCAGUACAAGCGCUGGGGCCCAGCACGGCCAGGCUCUCACCUUUUAGAGCAGCACCCCCGACUAAUCCAGCGAAUGGAAUCUGGCUAUGAAAGCAGUGAGAGGAACAGCAGCAGCCCCGUCAGCCUGGAUGCAGCCCUGCCUGAGAGCUCAAAUGUCUACAGGGAUCCAAGUGCUAAGAGAUCAGCUGGUUUGGUUCCUUCCUGGCGUCAUAUCCCAAAGUCGCACAGUAGUAGCAUCCUGGAGGUGGACUCCACAGCAUCCAUGGGUGGCUGGACAAAGAGUCAGCCUUUCUCAGGUGAGGAGAUAUCUUCUAAAAGUGAACUGGAUGAAUUGCAGGAAGAGGUGGCCAGGAGGGCGCAGGAACAGGAACUUCGAAGAAAACGGGAGAAAGAAUUAGAGGCAGCGAAAGGGUUUAACCCUCAUCCUAGCCGCUUCAUGGAUUUGGAUGAACUGCAGAAUCAGGGGAGGAGUGACGGCUUUGAGAGGUCCCUGCAAGAGGCAGAGUCAGUAUUUGAAGAGUCACUGCAUCUGGAACAGAAAGGAGACUGUGCUGCAGCUUUGGCUCUCUGUAAUGAAGCUAUCUCUAAACUAAGACUUGCCCUGCAUGGUGCCAGCUGUAGCACGCACAGCAGAGCCCUAGUCGAUAAGAAGUUGCAAAUCAGUAUUCGAAAAGCACGGAGCCUGCAGGAUCGCAUGCAGCAGCAGCAAUCACCACAGCAGCCGUCGCAGCCCUCAGCCUGCCUCCCGUCACAGGCGGGGACUCUCCCUCAGCCAACAAGUGAACAGCCUAUCCCGCUCCAAGUAUUGUUAAGCCAAGAGGCCCAACUGGAACCCGGCACGGAUACAGAGUUUGGGGCCAGUUCUUUCUUCCAUUCACCUGCUUCCUGCCAUGAGUCACACUCAUCACUAUCUCCAGUGUCAUCUGCCCCACAGCACAGCUCCCCCAGUAGAUCUGCCUUGAAGCUUCUGACUUCGGUUGAAGUAGACAACAUUGAACCCUCUGCAUUCCACAGGCAAGGUUUACCUAAAACACCAGGAUGGACUGAGAAGAAUUCUCAUCAUAGUUGGGAGCCAUUGGAUGCCCCAGAGGGUAAGCUGCAAGGCUCUAGGUGUGACAACAGCAGUUGCAGCAAGCUACCUCCACAAGAAGGAAGAGGCAUUGCUCAAGAACAGCUAUUCCAAGAAAAGAGGGACCCUGCUAAUAACCCCUCCCUGGUGAUGCCUGGAAUAGCCACCUCUGAGAGGGGAGAUGAACAUAGCCUAGGCUGUAGUCCUUCAAAUUCAUCAGCUCAGCCCAGCCUUCCCCUGUAUAGAACCUGCCACCCCAUACUGCCUGUUGCUUCUUCAUCUGUGCUUCGCUGUCCUGAUCCUGUGCAGAAAACUAACCAAUGCCUCCAAGGCCAAAGCCUCAAAACUUCAUUGACUUUAAAAGUGGACAGAGGCAGUGAGGAGCCCUACAGGCCAGAGUUUCCCAGCACGAAGGGGCUUGUCCGUUCUCUGGCUGAGCAGUUCCAGAGGAUGCAGGGUGUCUCCAUGAGAGAUAGGAGAGGUUUCAAGGAUGUAAGUUUGUCAGGUAGUCUAAGGAAGAACUCUUCCCCUUCUGAUUCUAAGCCUCCUUUCUCACAGGGUCAAGAGAAAGGCCACUGGCCAUGGGCAAAGCAACAAUCCUCUCUGGAGAGUGGGGACAAACCACUUUCCUGGGAAGAGUCCACUGAACAUUCUUCUCUUGCCUUAAACUCUGGGCUGCCUAAUGGUGAAACUUCUAGGGGAGGACAGCCCAGGUUGGCAGAGCCAGACAUAUACCAAGAGAAGCCGUUCCAAGUGAGAGAUGCUAGGUCUAAGGAUCUGGGCAGCAGUGCUGACUUGGGGACUUCCUUGCCUUUGGAUUCCUGGGUGAAUGUCACAAGGUUCUGUGAUUCUCAGCCUAAACAUGCAGCCUCUAGGCCAGGAAUGAAGUCCUCCCCUCAUGAUUCCCAUAUGUGUGUAACCUAUCCAGAGAGAAAUCACAUCCUUUUGCAUCCACAUUGGAACCAAGACACAGAGCAGGAGACCUCAGAAUUGGAGUCUCUGUAUCAGGCCAGUCUUCACGCUUCACAACUUGACUGUUCUGGAUGGGGGCAGCAGGAUACAGCCUGGCACCCACUUAGCCAAACAGGCUCUGCAGAUGGCAUGGGGAGGAGGUUGCACUCAGCCCCUGAUCCUGGUCUCUCGAAGACUCCAACAGCAGAAAUGGAGCAGAGUCUCCAUGAAGCCAGAACAGUGUGUACUUCUCAGGCUACACCUUGCCGAGGCCUCAGCAGGGAGUGUGGGGAGGAUGAGCAGUACAGUGCAGAGAACUUACGUCGCAUCUCACGCAGUCUCAGUGGCACCGUUGUCUCAGAGAGGGAGGAAGCUCCAGUUUCUUCCCACAGUUUUGAUUCAUCAAACGUGAGGAAGCCUUUGGAAACCGGGCACCGUUGUUCCAGCUCCUCUUCCCUCCCUGUCAUCCAUGACCCUUCUGUGUUUCUCCUCGGUCCCCAACUCUACCCUCCCCAACCACAGUUCCUGUCCCCAGAUGUCCUGAUGCCCAGCGUGGCAGGGGAGCCCCAUAGACUCCCAGGAACUUCGAGGAGUGUCCAGCAGUUUCUGGCUAUGUGUGACAGGGGUGAAACUUCCCAAGGGGCCAAGUACACAGGAAGGACUUUGAAUUACCAGAGCCUCCCCCAUCGUUCCAGAACAGACACCUCCUGGGCACCCUGGUCAGAGACCAGCCAGCAUAUUGGGACCAGAUUCCUGACUACUCCAGGGUGCAAUCCUCAGCUAACCUACACUGCCACACUACCAGAAAGAAGCAAGGGCCUUCAGGUUCCUCACGCUCAGUCCUGGGGUGAUCUUUCCCAUUCACCCUCCCACCCUCCCAUUGUUCAUCCUGUGUACCCACCAUCUAGCAGUCUUCAUGUACCCCGGAGGUCAGAUUGGAAUUCAGAUCCUGUUCCAGGGUCCCGAACCCCUGGUCCUCGAAGAGUAGAUAUGCCCCCAGAUGACGACUGGAGGCAAAGCAGUUAUGCCUCCCGCUCUGGACACAGGAGGACAGUGGGAGAAGGGUUUCUGUUUGUUCUAUCAGAUGCCUCCAGAAGAGAGCAGAUCAGGGCUAGAGUCCUGCAGCACAGUCAAUGGUAAAGGUUACUCCUUUCCUUUCCUGGAGCUACACCUUUCUAUGUAAAACUGUACUGUGGGCCAGGCGCGGUGGCUCACGCCUGUAAUCCCAGCACUUUGGGAGGCUGAGGCGGGUGGAUCACAAGGUCAGGAGAUUGAGACCAUCCUGGCCAACAUGGUGAAACCCCGUCUCUACCAAAAUACAAAAAAUUAGUCAGGCGUGAUGGUGCAUGCCUGUAGUCCCAACUACUUGGGAGGCUGAGGCAGGAGAAUUGCUUAAACCCGGGAGGCAGAGGUUGCAGUGAGCUGAGAUCGCACCACUGCACUCCAGCUUGGCAACAGAGUGAGACUCCGUCUCGGAAAACAAAACAAAACAAAAAAACUGUACUGUGGCAGCGUUGGUACCCUGCAUUACUGCCAUGGUUGUGCUAUUCUUAUCUCAACAUAGAAUUGGUGGGUUCUCCUAAGGGUGUCAGGAACCUCUAAAAAGACCUGAUUCUUUGGGAGGGGAUAUUUGAAAUUCCAACUUCCAUUCCCCCUAGCAAAAGGAAGCAGCUGCUGUUUAAGGGUUUUAUCUGAGCCACUUUAAAGAUGAAUCCAUGGUAUUACUCUGGAUACUACCCAUUCCUUAGGAUCUUAAGGUCACAUUUUAUUCCUGGAUGCUUUAUGUCCCCACCUCCACCUGAGCCCUUGUCCUCUGUUCCCUACUAUAUUCCCAACUUCUACUCUUUGUUUUAUCCACCUAUCCCUAUUACCUGACCCUUUGUCUUCCCUAUCUCCCAUCCUUGGGGGGACAUGUAGCCCUGUGGUCAUGGUUCUGAUUACAUCAUCAGGGCAGCCCCCUGCCCAGGUAUUAUGGCCUGUCAGCAUUCCUUGUGCCCUCCAAACCUUAGGCCUAGAAUGCGGAGCUGCCAACAUAACAUCCACCCUUUUGAACAGAUGGAGUCAGGCACACUAACACAGCCUUCUGUCCUCAGCACAGCCAUUAUUACCACUUGCUCAGUUGUUGUUGUGAACCCUCAGAAUCAGCUGAACUAUUUUAGGCCAAACAUACUGUUUUUGUAAAGUAUUUUUCAUUAAUAAAUCUAUAAGAUAGUUCUAUUUAA
Molecule: messenger RNA, 6241 nt
Organism: Mandrillus leucophaeus (drill)
Lineage: Eukaryota; Metazoa; Chordata; Mammalia; Primates; Cercopithecidae
Gene: USP54
Product: ubiquitin specific peptidase 54
Exons: 23
Coding region: 102-5159 (1685 amino acids)
Biological process (GO): protein deubiquitination
Molecular function (GO): cysteine-type deubiquitinase activity
Source: RefSeq, a predicted model, not a curated record